AAGUUGUUUUGAAAAUUAGUCAUUAUUAGUGUUCAUUUUAUUCUCGUUAUGUAAAACAUUCUGCUUUACUAUAUUGUUUUGAGAAGCCUCUUUUGACGUUUAAAACAUUUUAAAGCAAACUUCACUGCGCUGUUGUUUGUGGGAACGCGUUACGAUACUGAUAACUACAGUCGUGGUGUUAAUAUACAUGCAGUCAUGUCAGACGAAGCGAAUAAACGACCGGGAACCGAAGGACAGCCAGAUGGGGACGAAAUAGAUGAACAGCAGCCCGCUACCAAGCUGGAUAAAGCCAGUGCUCAGAAUGCCGCCGAUAUGGAAAAAGUGACCGAUCUCAAGGAAGAGAAGGAGUUUUCUGGAAAGAUCUCCGGCAAUGCGAGUGCGGUUCUAACAAAUGUUGCUUCGGAACAAGCGAAGAGUUCGACGGGCCCAGUUGUAAUAACCCUGCGCAAAGUGGAUAUCGAUGCUCUGGUAGAACAUUUCGAUGUCAAACGAUUGUUUGCCGAGCGGUUGCUCAAGAAGCAUCACGGUGAUAUGCGUAAAGCUGUGCGCGAAUUAAUGUUUGGCAAUGCUGCCCAGAUUAACCCUUUCGUAUCCUCUUCACAUUGUUGUCCUGACCAUAGCAGCAAUGUCAUAAAAUCUACGGAUCAUUAGAAAUUAAGUGGUAAUUUUUCAACUUCCUUUCUGCAAAUUGUAUGGAAUAUCAACUCUUUAACUUAUUUCUCUACGUAACUUCUUUUCUGAAGGUUGUUUUAUUUUCUGAGCCUGUUUUCGGAAGGUUUGCAUUUAAUUCUUGUGACAUAUAAAUCACCAACGCUC
Paramacrobiotus metropolitanus is the source of this 816-nucleotide messenger RNA. RefSeq lists its product as uncharacterized. Gene Ontology annotation, biological process: protein stabilization; negative regulation of apoptotic process. NCBI's taxonomy places the organism in Eukaryota, Metazoa, Tardigrada, Eutardigrada, Parachela, Macrobiotidae. Bases 196 to 651 code for a protein of 151 amino acids. The transcript is spliced from 3 exons. The record is from RefSeq and is a predicted model, not a curated record.